UUUGGUGCACGGAUGCACGAGCCCAGCUCACCUGCUGCUUCAGCUUGCAUGAAAGUGUGCAUUUUGUACGAUCUUACUGUCAUGCUGACAAAACUGUCGUAUUCGGCGUCUUAUGAAUAACAUCAAUCGUUCAGGUUGCAUUAUCGCAUUAUCGCAGCUUGGGGCCGAUGCUGAUGCACGUCUGAGCUCGACCUUGCUUGCGACCAGACUGACCGUUAUCUGCUGCUGCUGCACGGGGCCCAUACUCGGACAACUGGCUGUUUCCUUGAUAAAGUUACCAACAUCGCUCGGGUUGGCCGCGAAAUUCGCUGAACAGAUGCAUCAUCUAGACAGUCUAUCCACCCCAUAUGGCUCGAAGAAUUUCGCAUUAGAUGGUUGGAUUGAAGAACUGCAGGUCGCUCAAUAUGGCCGUUGCGCCCGGGAAUUCCAUGGAUGGGUGGGUCAUCAUCCCAACAGGUUUCGGCUGGCUUUUUUCGAUUUCCACCACCGGACACCCGACAGCAAAAUCAGUAUGCACUGCAGACAAUGCAGGAGUCAUCGGUCGGUGUCGAUCAAUUUGGGACUGAAGUCAAAGUGGCCAGUCAGAAUCCCGAUGCGAGUCACGGGAUUGCAAGGCAGCCUGCAGCGAGACAUUUCUGACUGAGACAAAGGGAUGAAACAAGUCCAGAUUGAUGAAUAUCUGGCGGGUUGUAAUAAGCAACUGUGUUGGGGAAGAUGGGAGAUUUUGGUGGCCGCGCGAGGGCACGUGCUUGUUGCUGCCUGAGGCUGUCAAGGACACAACGCGCCGCGUAACCCCAUUCUAGACGCGAUGCUACACAGCCAACAAAGAAGCCAUCCGCCUAUUCCCGAACCCUGUGAAACAUCGUCCCGCUAUCUUCCGAUCGAUUACUUUACUCCGUCCAACCCAUCAUAUCAACACU
Messenger RNA from Aspergillus sclerotioniger CBS 115572, 920 nucleotides. RefSeq lists its product as uncharacterized. The record is from RefSeq and is a predicted model, not a curated record. The coding region runs from base 113 to 643 and encodes 176 amino acids. The transcript has 4 exons. NCBI's taxonomy places the organism in Eukaryota, Fungi, Ascomycota, Eurotiomycetes, Eurotiales, Aspergillaceae.